This is a messenger RNA of Benincasa hispida (wax gourd), 1411 nucleotides long. NCBI's taxonomy places the organism in Eukaryota, Viridiplantae, Streptophyta, Magnoliopsida, Cucurbitales, Cucurbitaceae. The record is from RefSeq and is a predicted model, not a curated record.
GAAGACUGGCUUACAAACACAAGCAUGGAGGAACUAAAUCUUCUUUGCUCAUACUAGGUACAAAAAUGUUUUGCUCAUCAAGUUCUUCAAAUGUAGUGCGUCAAAAGCAUAUUCUAACAUAUAUGCAUAUAUAAAAGGAGUUAUAGGAAAGAAAAAGAAAGAUGCCAGAGUAAACAAUUUAGCUGGCUACACAAACAUAUUAAUAUUAAUCAUUAAUCACAACAUAGUUGAUUGAAUUAAUUUGCGCAUGCAGUACUGUUGUUUACCUUUUGGGUUUCUGUUGCAGUUGCAUUUGGUUUCGAGAAUAUGGCAAACUUUGCGCUUGCAGUAAACUUGAUUACGUAUUUCAAUUCUGUGAUGCACUUUGAACUAGCCGAUGCAGCCAAUCAGUUGACGAAUUACAUGGGCACUGGUUAUAUUCUCUCUAUUUUGAUGGCUAUUCUCGCAGACACAUACUUGGGCAGAGUCAAAAUUGUCAUAAUUUCUGGCUGCCUUGAGUUUCUGGUUCGUCUAACUUCACUAGCUUUACUUUGCCGCCCAGCCUAUUACCAUGCAAAUAUAUUCUAAACUAUAACUGAUAAUACAGGCGCUAAUAUUGCUCAUGAUACAAGCUCACUACCCGAAGCUCAAGCCAUCGCCUUGCAAUAUGUUUGAUAAACAAUCCCAUUGUGAGACAGUUGAAGGAAGAAGUGCUGCCCUGCUCUAUAUUGCUCUCUACAUAUUGGCAAUUGGUACUGCAGGUAUUAAGGCUGCAUUACCGUCACAUGGUGCUGAUCAAUUUGAUGAAAAAGACCCCAAAGAGGCGAUGCAAAUGUCCAGCUUCUUCAACAAACUCUUGCUAGGAGUUUGUGUCGGCGGUGCUGCUAGUUUAACUCUAAUUGUUUGGAUUCAGGACUACAAAGGUUGGGACUGGGGUUUAGGGGUAUCUUCUGCAGCCAUGUUCUUUAGUAUAGUCAUCUUUGCUGCCGGAUUGCCACUGUACCGAAUGCAUAUUGUUUCUGGGUCUAGUACAAUCCUCCAAAUUCUACAAGUAUGUACAUACCAACAAGCAAAAUCAAGAGUCUUUUGAGGCAAAUAUAUCAUUACUUAUGUCCAAAUGAAUGUUCUUUUCAGGUAUAUGUUGCAGCCAUCCGUAAUAGAAAACUUAUUCUUCCCGAAGAUUCUGCAUAUCUUUAUGAGAUUGAAAGAGACAAGGAGGCUGCUGUUGAAGAAGACUUCUUGCCUCAUAGAAACAUUUACAGGUUUUAUACAUAAAACCUUACAUAAAUUUUCUGCUUUCGCAGUCCAAUAAUAGUAUUAAAAUAUGUAUACUUAUACAGGUUUUUAGACAAGGCGGCAAUUCAACAAACACCUUCUAGGCAAGUUGAAAAACCCGAAGCUUCGAGUCCAUGGAAACUAUGCACAGUUACCC